This is a messenger RNA of Bufo bufo (common toad), 1760 nucleotides long. RefSeq names its product WD repeat domain 12 (gene WDR12). The transcript has 13 exons. Gene Ontology annotation, biological process: ribosome biogenesis; maturation of 5.8S rRNA from tricistronic rRNA transcript (SSU-rRNA, 5.8S rRNA, LSU-rRNA); maturation of LSU-rRNA from tricistronic rRNA transcript (SSU-rRNA, 5.8S rRNA, LSU-rRNA). The coding region runs from base 113 to 1384 and encodes 423 amino acids. Gene Ontology annotation, molecular function: protein binding. Gene Ontology annotation, cellular component: preribosome, large subunit precursor; PeBoW complex. Lineage: Eukaryota; Metazoa; Chordata; Amphibia; Anura; Bufonidae. The record is from RefSeq and is a predicted model, not a curated record.
GCUAGACAUCGAUGCGCUCGACUAGCAGGCAUGCUCCGUGGAACACGUGGUUAGCGCGCAGCGAUCAGGUCUGGGGAGUUGCGGCCGGCUGAGUACAGACAGAGAGGCGGCGAUGGCGCAGAUCCAGGCGCGCUUCUUCACCAGGAAUAAGAAGUAUAAGAUCGAUGAUGUUCCUUUUUCCAUUCCGGCCUCCUCCGAAAUAACAGAUCUCAGUAAUGUCGUCAACAAGGUGCUCGAAACCAAGAAUGAAGAACACGCUCAUGUGGAGUUCGACUUCCUUGUCAAGAGCCAGUUCCUGCGGCUGCCACUUAUUAGACAUAUGGAAGUGGAGGGCAUUUCCACAGAAGAAGUGGUUGAAAUUGAAUAUGUUGAAAAGAUCACCGCUCCCCAGCCUGAAGAAUGCAUGCUACAUGAUGAUUGGGUCAGCUCCAUAGCAGGAAGUGAAGAAUGGAUUUUAACUGGUUCUUAUGAUAAGACAUGUCGGAUCUGGUCAGUGGAAGGGAAGCCACUAAUGACCAUUGCAGGCCAUACUGAAGUUGUUAAAGAUGUUGCUUGGGUGAAGAAAGACAGCCUGUCCUGUUUGUUACUGAGUGCAUCAAUGGACCAGACCAUCCUUCUGUGGGAGUGGAAUGCUGAGAAGAAUAAAGUGAAGGCUCUUCAUUGUUGCAGAGGACAUGCUGGCAGUGUGGACACCAUAGCUGUGGACGGAUCCGGCAGUAAAUUUUGCAGUGGAUCAUGGGACAAGAUGCUGAAGAUCUGGUCUGCAGUUCCAACAGAUGAAGAAGACGAAGUUGAGGAGAAGUCAAACCGUCCAAAGAAGAAACUGAAAACGGAGCAGCUUGGAUUAACAAGGACACCGGUUGUGACUCUCUCUGGACACAAUGAAGCGAUUUCAUCAGUGCUGUGGUCAGAUGCAGAUGAGGUUUGCAGUGCAUCGUGGGAUCACACUAUCAAAGUGUGGGACAUUGAGGCAGGGGAAACUAAGACCACUUUGACUGGCAGCAAAGUAUUUAACUGUAUCUCCUACUCGCCAUUGUGCAAGCGCCUGGCAUCUGGUAGUGCAGACAGACAUAUCCGUUUAUGGGAUCCAAGAACUAAAGAUGGGUCCCUGGUUCUGCUGUCCUUAACUUCUCACACGGGCUGGGUAACAGCAGUGAAAUGGUCCCCCACCAAUGAACAGCAACUUGUCUCUGGAUCUCUUGAUCGCUAUGUGAAGCUCUGGGACACCAGGAGUUGUAAAGCACCUCUAUAUGAUCUUUCUGCACACGGAGAUAAAGUUUUAAGCGUUGACUGGACAGAACAUGGGCUGAUCCUAAGUGGAGGGGCAGACAACAAGCUGUACUCCUACAGAUACACAGCGCCACCUUCAGAUGUUGGCGCAUGAACUGCAUCAUGGACUGAAGAGAUUUUUAUUUCUGCAAAAUCUGUUGUAAAUGAAGUUGGCUGGAGAACUGGUCCUUUUUAAUACUAUAGUAUAUUUGUACAGAAAACAACAUGAAUGCAUUUGCAGUUUUCUUUAGUUGGCAGAAAGAAAUUUAUUAGAAGGUUGUCCAAUUCUAAUUUCAGUCCCCCCACAUUUUAACUAUCCCAUGGCACACAGGAGCCAGAGCUAACUCAUUGCCAUUUAUGAUCUAUUUGCUGUGUGAACAGAAGUAACUACAUGUGAGUCCGAGUAAGCAGAGAUACAAUGGAGGUAACCUGUGCAAUAUAAUCUGCCUUUAUAAUGGUUGUGCAUUAAAUUGUCACACUCUGAUAUUGAA